Messenger RNA from Trypanosoma conorhini, 432 nucleotides. RefSeq names its product 60S ribosomal protein L29. The record is from RefSeq and is a predicted model, not a curated record. The coding region runs from base 1 to 432 and encodes 143 amino acids. Gene Ontology annotation, biological process: cytoplasmic translation. The transcript has a single exon. Gene Ontology annotation, molecular function: structural constituent of ribosome. NCBI's taxonomy places the organism in Eukaryota, Euglenozoa, Kinetoplastea, Trypanosomatida, Trypanosomatidae. Gene Ontology annotation, cellular component: cytosolic large ribosomal subunit; ribosome.
AUGUCCCGCCGUGGGUGCGCGCGCCGGCCGGCUCGCCCCCACUCUCUCCCCCUCCUCGCCAUCCUCCACCGCUCCCCUGCUGGGAUCUGCCUUGGCCGCAAGGGAUGCACACACAAAUGUCCAACCAGCAAAACGAAGCACCUUCCACUUGUUUUUAUCGUGUUUUUCUUUUUCUUUUUGGGUUUUUGGGUUCUGCAUUGGGGGGAAGGAUCAACAAUGGCCAAGUCGAAGAACCACACGAACCACAACCAGUCGCGGAAGAACCACCGCAAUGGCAUUAAGCGCCCGCUGCCGAUGCACCUGAACAAGUCGAAGCGCGGCGGCUGGCUUCCGGCCCUCGUGAACGCCCGCCGUGUGCGCAAGUUCAACCAGAAGGCGGCUCUGAAGGCCCGUCGUGAGCGCCUUGCCGCCCACCAGGCCAAGCUGAAGUAA